AUGCCCAAACUACCUACCGCACGCUCUGCCGACGGCGAUACUAUCGAUGUCAAGCCCUACCCGCCCACCUCCCCUAAAAAAUCGGGAGCGAAGCAACCCAAGAAACAAGCUUCGCCUUCCGAAGAUGUUGUCAACGAUGUCAAGCCAUCGGGCCUCGCCUCUCCUAAGAAAGCUGCAGGGAAACAGACCGCGAAGAAGUGGUCCAAGGAGGAUAAGAUCGACAUCUUGUUAAAAGUCGUGCAGACCGCGAGUCCCGAUUGGCAGGCAACACAUCCUCCCGUCGCUGAAAUCGGAAGGAAGGGUGAUGAAGUCGGAGUGAGAGGGCGACGCAGUAUUAUUAAGGCUGUAGAGGCUUCCGAAGCGAUUGUCGGCUCGUAA
Messenger RNA from Filobasidium floriforme, 378 nucleotides. RefSeq lists its product as uncharacterized. The record is from RefSeq and is a predicted model, not a curated record. NCBI's taxonomy places the organism in Eukaryota, Fungi, Basidiomycota, Tremellomycetes, Filobasidiales, Filobasidiaceae. The transcript is spliced from 2 exons. The coding region runs from base 1 to 378 and encodes 125 amino acids.